AUGUAUAUAUAUGUGGGUCUUGAUACAAGGGGCUCUGGAACCAGAAGGCCAGAUUCGCAAAGAAGCUGACUUCAAGGAGGGAAACUUUUUCUUCUUUCAGAGGGGUGCUAACCCUGCUCCACGAACCCGAGAGAGCUGCCGGCCAGAUUAAUUAGACAUUGCUAUGGGAGACGUGUAAACACACUACUCAUCAUUGAUGCAUAUAUAAAACCAUUUCAUUUUCGCUAUUAUUUCAGAGGAAGCGCCUCUUACUUUUUUUUCCCUCUCUCUCUCUCCUUUUCUUUUUGGUCCCUUUUUGCCUGUGUGGUUUGGAAAAAGCAGAGUUGGAGUAGCUGGUUCCUAAAUAAGUCCCGAGAGCGAAAGGAUACGAUGUUGCGGAGGCUGGUUCAGCAGUGGAGCGUCGCAGUGUUUCUGCUGAGCUACUCGGUGCCCUCCUCUGGGCACUCGUUGGAGGGUCUCGGCCGCCGGCUCAAAAGAGCUGUGUCGGAACAUCAGCUCCUUCAUGACAAAGGGAAGUCCAUUCAAGAUUUACGGCGACGAUUCUUUCUUCACCAUCUGAUUGCAGAAAUCCACACAGCUGAAAUCAGAGCUACCUCAGAGGCUUCUCCUAACUCCAAGCCUGCUCCCAACACAAAGAACCACCCUGUCCGAUUUGGGUCUGAUGAUGAGGGCAGAUACCUAACUCAGGAAACCAACAAGGUGGAGACUUACAAAGAGCAGCCACUGAAGACACCUGGGAAGAAAAAGAAAGGCAAGCCUGGGAAACGCAAGGAACAAGAAAAGAAAAAACGGCGAACUCGAUCUGCCUGGUUAGACUCUGGAGCAGCUGGGAAUGGGCUGGAAGGGGACCACCCAUCUGACAUCUCUGCGACAUCGUCAUCGCUGGAGCUCAAUUUACGGAGGCAUUGAAAUUUUCAGCAGAGGCCUUCAGAGAAUAUAUUGCAGGAUUCUGUAAUAGUGAACAUGUGGAAAGUAUUAGCAAUAUUUAUUGUCUGUAAAUACUGUAAAUGCAUUGGAAUAAAACUGUCUCCCCCAUUGCUCUAUGAAACUGCACAUUGGUCAUUGUGAAUAACUUUUUUUGCCAAGGCUAAUCCAAUUAUUAUUAUCACAUUUACCAUAAUUUAUUUUUUUGUCGACUGAUGUAUUUAUUUUGUAAAUGUAUCUUGGUGCUGCUGAAUUUCUAUAUUUUUUGUAACAUAAUGCACUUUAGAUAUACAUAUCAAGUAUGUUGAUAAAUGACACAAUAAAGUGUCCCUAUUUUGUGGUUAAUUUUAAUGAAUGCCUAAAUAUAAUUAUCCAAACUGAUUUUCCUCUGUGCAUGUAAAAAUAGCAGUAUUUUAAAUUUGUAAAGAAUGUCUAAUAAAAUAUAAUCUAAUUACAUCAUGACUCAGUGGGUAAAUUAUAUCCUUUAAGAUUUCUAGGAGAAGGAAUGUGAUGUAAUUUUUUUUUAACUGCAUUUGAAAAUGGUCUCAAGCUUCAUAUGUUUAUAUUGGUACAUAUUCCAACACUUUCAUAUUCGCUUUUAGUUCAAAACUGCUUAGAAUGUAUUUUGUUUAAUCUUUCAUGUAAAGUCAAUAGAAUGGCAGAACUACCUAGAUAUCAUUUUAGGAAGUACAUUCAAUUUGAGGUGGAGACGAGAGGGCAGAAAGGAAGCAAAGAGAAGUCAAGAGGAAGGAUUAAAGAAACAGUCUAGCAAGUCAACCGGAGCUUAACAAAAAGGAGGGGGGUAGGCCGGUGGGUGAGGCAGGAAGACAGGUCAGGAACUUGAAGGCAAGGAGUAAUUUUAACCACAAAUAAAGUUUAAUUUGAAGGAUCUUGUUCUUACUGGUAACAGCAAUAAUAAGCAUAAAAGAGCUACUUGAGAAUUCUGCCUGUCAAGAUUCUUCCAGAGAAUAAAGAGAGACUUAGGUUUGGGAGAUAGUAACAACUCCUCAAAAAGCCAUCAAAGGUAGGGAUGUCCCAGCUGAUUCUUGUGAGAUCACAGCUUUGGGACUGUGGUGGGUGUAAUACCAUAUGGGAGCUCUUUUCCUCUGAUCUCAUCCUAGUUGUUUCUACCUCUGUGUUGGGAUGAAAACACAAGCAUCUUCCACAGAAUUUUAUUCUUUAGCUGCAGCUCAGAACACAUCAGUUAAAAAGCCAACCAACCAACCAAAGCUAUGAACCAAGCAAGCACCUAUUUAGGAAGUAUCCUCUUUAUAGGCAACAUCCUGUUAGAUGUUUGUGGGAUGCACAAGAAGUAAAAUGCUCUCUCACAAUG
This is a messenger RNA of Trichechus manatus latirostris (Florida manatee), 2257 nucleotides long. RefSeq names its product parathyroid hormone like hormone (gene PTHLH). The record is from RefSeq and is a predicted model, not a curated record. Gene Ontology annotation, cellular component: extracellular region. The transcript is spliced from 4 exons. Bases 370 to 909 code for a protein of 179 amino acids. NCBI's taxonomy places the organism in Eukaryota, Metazoa, Chordata, Mammalia, Sirenia, Trichechidae. Gene Ontology annotation, biological process: bone mineralization. Gene Ontology annotation, molecular function: hormone activity.